Molecule: messenger RNA, 1413 nt
Organism: Aspergillus puulaauensis
Lineage: Eukaryota; Fungi; Ascomycota; Eurotiomycetes; Eurotiales; Aspergillaceae
Exons: 5
Coding region: 1-1413 (470 amino acids)
Biological process (GO): transmembrane transport
Molecular function (GO): transmembrane transporter activity
Source: RefSeq, a predicted model, not a curated record
AUGCCUCCGGCAGAUAGCAUGUUUCUCGGUCGCGCGAAAGGGUCUGACGCGCCAUGGGGCCAUCGAUGGCGGUCGUCUGAUGGCUUCAUCAUCAGCACGAUGGGUCUGGCAAUGUUCACUGAUGAACUGCUAUUUGCCUUCAUGAUACCUCUACUGCCUACUAUCCUAGAGGAUAGAAUCGGCUUAGAUCCAAGCCUUACCCAGCGAUACACGUCGAUAUUCCUCACAGAGGGAGCGUUUGUUUCGAUUGUAUCGAGCCCAUUUAUCGGGGAGCUGGCCGACGCGGUCUCCAGCAAAAAGAUGCUUUUAUUGACCCUCCUUGUGCUGACCUUGAUAACUACUGCCUGCCUGUCACUCACACCCCACUUGCUGUGGUUAUUUAUAGGUCGCUUCUUUCAAUCCAUUACCAGCAAUGCCUUGUGGGUCGUCGGCAUGGCCACAAUGGUGGAAAAUCUCGGGUCGGAACACAUGGGCAAGAUAGGCGGCCUGGUCUCCACGCUCCAAGCUGCAGGAACCACCGCAGGGCCAUUUCUCGCAGGCCUGUUGUUCGCAGUGGGAGGAUACUGGUCUGCGUGGGCGGCCGCGGCAGCGUUCCUCUUGGUGGAUAUCGUCAUGCGUCUCCUCAUGGUCGAAAAGUCCGAUUCUCCCUCAGCCAUAGACGGAGUACGAGAUCCUCUUCUCCAAGAUGACACAUCUACAGUGGACAGUGACCAGUCCGAUGAUUCGGUUUCUUCAGACCUGCGCGGUUGGCGAUUCCACGCCUACAUGUUUCGUCAAUCGCGGUUCGCUGCGGGAAUCUUCUGUGCGUACAUUUUUGCCGUGAUGAUGGGAUCUUUGGAAAGCACCAUCUCCGUACAUGUUAGAAUCGCAUUUGAAUGGAAAGCUUCCCAUGUGGGAAUGUUGUUGGCGAUGAUUCAGGGCCCCGGCAUUCUACUGGCAUCUUCAGUAGGCUGGAUGAAAGACCGCAUCGGUUCGCGAUUUCCAACCGCAGUGGGAUUUUUGGGAAUAGCACCUUUAAUUACGGUCUUGGGCGUCCCCGGCGACAGACUGUUUCCCUGGGUGGAAGAUGCACCCUGGGUAAAGUCCGUCUUCAUGGUGUGCAUAGCAAUGAUCGGAUGUCUAUUAUCUCUCCUAAGCGGGACUGGCACUGUAGAGACAGCUGACACGAUUAACGCCAUUGAAGAACACGAGCCUGGUAAAUUCGGUCCUUGUGGAGGCUAUUCGCGCCCCCUCGCUGUGAUCAAUAUGACCUGGAUGGCUGGGCUUAUGACCGGCCCCGUUCUGGGAGGGUUUUUAGCAGAAACGUUUGGGUAUUUUGCGCUGCACUGUUGCCUUGGGGUCGUCAGCUUUAUAGCAGGAUGUGUCGCUCUACUUUUCCUCCGCUCUGUUCCGUAUGCAUCCACUGGGCAGUAA